ACGUGUCAGGAGAUCCCUGUUUCUCUCGCUCAUUGCCAAGAACUCAAGAGAGUAUCAUACACGAAACGGUCAAUCACCGCCCACCUGGUGUUCAAGCAGUUGUCGGAACGGCUCUGGAGGCGAAAUCCGUUGGAACUCUUGGUUUAUCUUUCCUGCAUGAGAGGAUCUGACGGGAACUAGCGCAUACGGGCGACGGACGGAUCGGAUCAGGGAGUUGAAGUGCAGCGCUGGGGUGUUACAAUAGAUGGACAUCCGGUGCAGCUGGCGUAUGAAAAGAGACAAAAGGGUAAGCAUUGAGAUAUGAAUGUUCCUGCAUUGUUGUUAAAUGGUAGGGGUUCACAUCACCGUGGACGAUUGACAUGGGUUUCUCUCGGUACCGGCGCCGCCCAGGGACGGACCGAGGCACCGGGGAAGGAGCGGCCGCUUCACCGCAGAAAGUCCAAGCCUGGAGUUUAAAGGAUCCCCCUCUAAUCAAGCCAGGUAAAACGUGACCAAUUCGUCGCAUAUAGACAAGGAAAGUCGGUUUAAUGUAAGUUUGGAGUACAGCAGCGACGAUGGCGCUCGGCACAGUUUGGUAAGACAUGCACACCACAGGUGGUACACGGGGCCGACAAGAUAGCCCGCGACCUCUAGAACUGUGUGUGGCAUGUUAAGUGCCUCUUAGGAGCCUGGGUCAGUUGGGAAACCUGUUGAGUUUCCGCUUUAAUGUGUAACUGCUUACAGCUAGGGCGUUGGAAGAAGAGCAAGGAAAAUGAGGGUAAAACAGGAAAAGCAAAUACGCGCCGCGACACAAUUCUGUCGAACCGGUGUCGCUGCUGCAUGCAUUCGGAAUCGAGCCUCCGUGCCCAUCUGGGGACGAGGCUAGGGGUGAGAACGGCGGAUGCAAGAGGACAUGGUGGAUACUGGGAUUAUGGAGUGCCGUGGUUCGCAUCAGUGUAGGAUUUCUAGCGGCUAUCACUUCGACUCAUAUUUGUUUAUUGCGGAGUGUUCCUACGUUGCCUUUCAGCUGCUUAGUGAGUCUCCUAUCACGUGCAAAACAACUCUUCAAGUACGUCGCUUCUGCAUACCAAAGGGAGAAGUUAUUAUACAGCCUCACAUUCGAGAGGGUGAGGCACAUUUUCUCCCCGUUUCGUGCGAACUAGCACGUGGGCCGUCUUUUCUCGGGAACGCACUUCUGUCGACGACGCUACGAAAGCGCAACCAGGCGCACAGAAGCACUCGAGAUGAAACCGAGAAGACCGCCACGAGCGAACGUGAAACAGCGUAUGAUUAUCCGGGAAUGUACACAUGUCUCUGAAUGGUUGUUCCACGGGCACUGGAAUAGCGUUUCUGUUGAGUCCAUCGCGAUGUUAGACUGGCCGCGUCAACACUGCUCAUCUGAAUGGCUCCAAUUCUGCUUCCUCUUCCUCAGUGGGCCGCUUAUGUUUGGGUCUUUUGACACCCACGUUUUUCGAUGUAGCGGGAGAAUUUCAAGAUCGGCUGAGAGUUUCAGCUCGAAUGCAGUGCCGCAUCCGUUAAGCCUGUAUUGGCGGUGAAACUUCCGUUAGACGUGUUGCGUGAAGCCUUUCCGCAGUUUGCGAACGGCACAAACGCCUGCCUGUACAGAUUAUUUUGUGCAUACCAUGUCUUCCCAGGUAAUAACAAUGGUAGAACGUGGUGAGAGUAGCAGUUAUAAUUUAGAUAGUUAGCAAAUACCGACGGUACAGACUGGUGUAGAGUAUCAACCACAGAAC
This is a messenger RNA of Toxoplasma gondii ME49, 1733 nucleotides long. RefSeq lists its product as hypothetical. The transcript has 2 exons. The coding region runs from base 881 to 1297 and encodes 138 amino acids. The record is from RefSeq and is a predicted model, not a curated record. Lineage: Eukaryota; Apicomplexa; Conoidasida; Eucoccidiorida; Sarcocystidae.